Uloborus diversus is the source of this 2209-nucleotide messenger RNA. RefSeq names its product GPI mannosyltransferase 2-like (gene PIG-V). The record is from RefSeq and is a predicted model, not a curated record. Gene Ontology annotation, molecular function: alpha-1,6-mannosyltransferase activity; GPI mannosyltransferase activity. NCBI's taxonomy places the organism in Eukaryota, Metazoa, Arthropoda, Arachnida, Araneae, Uloboridae. Gene Ontology annotation, biological process: GPI anchor biosynthetic process. The transcript is spliced from 3 exons. Bases 25 to 1431 code for a protein of 468 amino acids. Gene Ontology annotation, cellular component: endoplasmic reticulum membrane; mannosyltransferase complex.
UUUAAAUUCGCUUUUUUUACUCGAAUGUUUAUAUUACUACUUCAGGCAUUUUUCAACGUAUGUAUUCCAGACCACAAAGCCGAUGCCUUUCGACUUCCAUUUGUUGAAGAAGCAGGACUUGGAAAUGUAUUUAUUACGUACCUCCUGUCUGGGUUUUCUAGAUGGGACGCUCAGUACUUCUUACACAUUGCACUCUAUGGUUACACUCAUGAAAAUACGCUCGCUUUUUUCCCAUUAUUUCCAAUAUCUCUCAGGGGCACAACAAAAAUAAUCUCAACAUCCUUCUUGGGCAUUUUAGAUGAAUUAAAUUGUGCACUAAUAUCCGGAGUUUUCAUAAAUUCAAUCUUUUUCGCAUUAUCUGCUGUCUUUUUGUACAAGCUUACUAACUGUAUCUUUCAAUCUGAAAUUUUAGCAUUGUCAUCUGCGUUGACAUAUUGUUUUAACCCUGCUUCCAUUUUCUUCUCUGCUCUGUACUCCGAAAGUUUAUUUGCAUGCCUCACCUUUGGUGGUCUUUGGGCCUUAGAGAGGGGAAAUCAUUUUACUGGCGUUAUCGCCCUUUCUUUAUCUGCUGCCGUAAGAUCAAACGGGGUAAUGUCAUUUGGAUUUGUGGGGUAUUUACUCCUGAAGCUACAUUUUAAAUACAGAUACAAAUUUACACAUUACUAUAGCCCAGACUUUAUUCAUAUAUUAAAGACCAUAUUGGUUAUAUCGAUAUAUGCAGUGAUUUUUAUUAUUCCAUUUGCAUCUUAUCAGUUGUAUUGUUAUCUUUUGUUCUGUACGUCGUACCUACCUGAAAGUGAUAUGCCAGAGGUUGUUGCCGAUUUCGUUACAAAAUACGACCUUAAAUUGCCUUCAGACCCCAGUAAAUGGUGCUCAUGGAAUAUACCUAUGUCAUAUUCUUAUAUUCAAUCUCGCUAUUGGGAUGUGGGAUUUUUGAACUACUAUGUUGUGAAACAAGUGCCGAAUUUCUUAUUGGCUGCACCCAUUUUCACAAUAAUUAUUUUAUCAUUCGUAAAGUAUUUCAAGCAAAACAAGAGUGCAUUGUGGCAUUUAGGACUUCUUCCAAAUCAGUAUGAUGAUGUUUCAGACAUUUACAAUUGUUCUAGAUGCUGUCCAUAUUUUCUACACAUAUUUUUUGUCACACUUUUCUGUGCAGUAUUCAUUCAUAUACAGGUGUUGACUCGACUUCUGUGCUCAUCUAGUCCUGUUCUCUACUGGAUAGCUGCUACUGCUCUUCUCCCAAGCAACGAUAGAGCACGAUUUAAACUAUUGAAGGAAUCUUUCUUUCAAGGAUGGUUCAUAGACACUUUGCGUUUUAUCAAGAAAUUAUUUUACAGGUCUUCUGUGUAUGGAAAGAUAAUUUCUUGUUACUUCAUUUCUUACUUUUUCGUUGGCACAUUUCUGCAUGUUAAUUUUUUCCCGUGGACCUGAAAAUAUCGUUAUGUGUUUCACUGAAACCUUAGUGGACAUUAGAAUGUGUUCCUUUUCAAACAAUGUUUACAUAAAAAGGUUGAAUGUAAUUGUGAUACUGAACCAUUUUGGGCAGACAUGUUAGCGCAUGUGUGACUUGAUAAACUUUGUGCAUCUUUAUUUUUUCCCCACCUCAUAUCUGAAAAUGGAGUUCAGGAAGAUUCAUAACUAAGUAUAUAGUUUCUGUUUGACAGUAACAACAUAUGAGGCAGUGAGAAGCAUAGGCAUGCAAGUGAACAUUUUCAAGUUUUGAGUAAAACGCGUUUAAAGAUUAGCUUUUAGAGGUAGGCUUUCAUUGAAUUUUUUUUCUAAAUCAUGCUGUAUAGCAGCAACUAUCAGGGCUAGUAGUACCAUCUCUUGCCCCAAGACAGAGAAGAGGUUCACCUACCGUGUGUACUGGUUAUCUCCAAAUGUUUAAUUUUGCCACUUACAUCCCAUUGCUUCUCACUGCCUCAUAUGAUGUUCAAUGUUUUUGAUUACAGAAGUGUGGCUGGAUGUUAAAUUUUUUUUUUAGAGACAUCACAAAUGUUCUUUGUGUGCACUUUUAGUUUUACAACAUACUUCGAACUGGUAAUCUGUUACCUCUGAAAUUUACAUACCGCCAUGAUUUUGAUAUCUGAAAUCGAUUGCAGUGCUACUGGAUGUAAUGUACAUUUGCAAGUCAUUAAAGCAGCUGGGAGAGGAGGUGUAUAACAUGUUGUAAUUUACACCUUCCGAAGAAAUAUUUAGUUAAUUAUUA